CGUUUCUUAUGAUACCGAACUAUAAUCCUGUCACUCAAGCCCUCCUGGGUACCUUAUUUACUUGGGGAGUCACGGCAUUAGGCUCUGCUCUUGUGUUUGUUUUCAGCCAUGGUCAGGUAAUGAAACAUUGAAUUGUACUUGGUGGCAGUGAACAAAAUGAAAUAAGGCUCACCAUUUAUCCGUUUUUCAAAUGGUUUUAGAGAAAAGUUCUAGAUGCCAGCCUGGGAUUUGCCGCUGGGGUAAGAUAUUUUUGUUGUACUGUAUUGUUUAUUGUUAUUAUUUAUUUAAAAUAUUGAUCCAUAAUUUUUCUGAUAUUUUAAACUUGGCUCCUAAUUACUUUUUAAAAAUAAGCUUUUUUGUUGAGCUUAAGUAUAUUUAUAGUAUAGGUCAGGCCACUAGUUUAUCAGCUCUUCUUUUAUUUAUUUUUCGUCUCUAAAUUAAGACGCUACUGACUCACUUGUACGCUGUAAAUUUAACAACUCACUGAUCAGCUUUCCAGAUCAGAUUUCCAAUGUACUUGAUUGAUCUAGAAAUUGAGGUCAGUGAUUGAAUAAUAGAAAAUUAUUGGAGGAUUGACAUCACACAAAGACAGUGGCAUGGUAGCUUAGCAGUUUUUGCAGCUGUACAGGCACUUGUUUUCCAUGGGUAAUCUAGCUUGUAUGUCAGGCAUUUGAGGGAAAGGAAUUAGUGGGGGGGUGGGGGGGGGUUAGGUGCACAAGAACGUGAUGGGAACAUAAAGAAGAAGGGAGAGGAAUGCAAGAAAGGAGGCAAGGGUUGACACAUUUGGUCAGUGUGCGGCCUUUUCAUUAGAGAGGUCCCGAAUUUUAUUCCCAUUUGUGACCUCAAAUCCUUGUUUCAACUUCUUUUGCAUGUAGCCUUAAAUUAGGUUAACUUUAAAUAGCCAUAAAAUAGGGUGCUGAUGGAGAAACAAGGGGGAAAGGGUAAAAUGAAUGCACUGUUGGUCUCAGGUUUGUUAGUGAGAUAAUGACUAAUGUUUCAAGAUACUGAAAUGAAAUAAAGAGCUUUACCUUUCCCUCCUUUUUAUGCUGUUGUUUGACCCAUAUUUUACACUCAAAUUUUAAACAUAAAAAAGUAUGUUUGGUUAGAAUAAUUCUAACCAAACAUGCAAUUUUAUAAAAAAAGAAUAAUUAUUAAUUGGUUGUCAAUUAUAGACACACUUCCUUCAUUGGAAGAAAUCAUUAACAUGCUAAAUUGAAUAUUGGCCGUUCUCAAAAUAGUGGCAAUAUUGUUAAUUUGCCUUUGCUUGUCUUUUCCUGUAAAGGUUAUGUUAGCAGCUUCAUACUGGUCCUUACUAGCUCCGGCAAUUGAGAUGGCUGAAACAUCAGGAAGUUAUGGAAAUAAUGGAAGAUUUGCCUUCAUUCCAGUCUCUGUGGGAUUUAUUCUUGGUGCUGUAUUUGUCUUUGGAGCUGACAAGCUUUUACCUAUUCUGGUAAUUCUUUAAACUUUUGAUUAGAUAAUAUGAUAAUGGAAUACAGUUGGCUGCUAGACUCCAUGACUCCAGUAAAAUGAAAAUGUAUGCCAUUUUUUUAUUAAUAUUUAUAGCUUUUUUAUGAUUUAACAGUUGCUGUUUUUCUAGGGCAUAGAAUCAUCUAAUAUAGCUGAAACAUUAACUGGGGAAUUCCAGAAUGGGAGUGCAUGUAAAGAAAAGGAUGUAAAAGAUGACUUUCACCAAACCGAAAUCCAACUUAAUAGCUACUCACACAGCAGCACUACAUCACAAAUAACACAGAGAAGGAAAACAGAUAUUUCAAAGAGUAGAAAAGAAGAUGUUGAACAGCAGAAAUUUGUAGAACAACAGACAAGUUGGAGGAGAAUAUUACUAUUAAUAAUUGCAAUCACUGUGCACAAUAUUCCAGGUAAAUUAUGAUCACAAUUAAAUAUUAGGUAGUAUCACACUUAUUAAAAAAUUAGGGUGUGUUUCUUUACUAAAAUCCAAAUCUUGAUUUUUAAUUCGAAAAUUAUUGAACCAUUAAUGAUCCACAACGGAGGUGGAUUCUUUGGAUCAUGUCCAAAACCAGAUACUUUGGAUACACGAUCCAAGGUGUUUCUUAACUAUGGAUCCAAAAAGAGUGAAUACUGCCAGUAGUAACUCAAAACAAUUUUUACACAAAAAUUACUUACAUUGUCUGUUUGACUACACUGCUCAUCUUUAUGACCAUUUUUGAACCCGAGACAUGGAUUAAACAAUUGAUUUUAUCCGUUUUAUCGGAGUUGGAAAAUCACAAUUAUACAAACAAGGUUUUUCGGUGGCAUUUGGAAGUACCAGAUGCAGACUCAGGUCUGCUGGCGGACUUGUACCAUUUGUGCCGCAGGCUUUCAAGACUUUAAGCACUUUUCUAGUACAUAUCUUAUUGCAAGACUUGUCUUCCUUUGGCCUCGUCUAAAGCAAGCAGUAUCCUUGAGCUAAUCGUGUUUAUACAAUAAAAGCUCAUUGUCAGCAGCCGUGUUGUUCUUUCUCCGGGAUCCGUCGAUAUUGUUUGUCCUUUCUAUGGUGAAUGAAUGAAAAAUAAUCCUUUUUUUGGAUACAUCGUUUCUUUUCUUAGCAAAAAUGUUAAUGAUCCGGAUUUUUGAUGGGAUCUUGGAUUUAAAAAAAGAAAUGCACCCUUAUGUUAAUCCAGCAGCCCUUAAUUUAUCAGAUGAAUCUAUUUCUCCAUGAUCAAGAGCUUUGUAUGUAGGGUCUUCUCCUUUGUCGAGGACUUAGUAACACUUAAUUUUACACUAAUGGUUGUGUCUGUAUUAACCAAAAUGUUUUAUUUGGCAGAGGGUUUAGCAGUAGGAGUAGGAUUUGGUGCCAUUGGGAAAACAACUGCAGCAACAUUUGAAAAUGCAAGGUACCAGUAGAUAUUUGCUUGUUUGUUUGUUUUUGAAGAGCUGUUGUUGUUUUAAACUGCUAUAAAUCAUAUUUCUUUCUUUCAUCAUAAAUUAGUUUACCCUGGCAGGAUAGUGUGUAGCUUCGUCGUUAGAGCACUCAGCUGCAGAGCAGGAGGAUGUGGAUUCAAUCCCAGGGGCUACACCAAUACUCAAGGUCUUAAAAAAUCUGAGAAAUGAAAGUUCUGCCUUUUCCCUGCAAACCACUGUCUAUCGAUUGGCUCACAUGACCAUGUAAAAUGGAGGUCCUGUUACUAGAAGGAGAUGCAAAAAUACAAUGUAGUCUCCCAAAUUAGUACUUUCAUGCUAAAUACAUUGAAUCUAAACUAAGUACGUUUUUUGUUUGUUUGUUUGUUUUUGGUAACUAUUACCACCCACCUGGCCACCCACCACUCAGUGGGAGAAGUGCCAUUAUGCUUAGCAGGAGCAGGGUUCACACAGUCUUGAAAAGUCCUUGAAUUUUAGGGGAAGUCCUUAAAAAGUCCUUGAAUUCCAUUUUGUCCAUUCUGUGCAGGUCCUUGAAAUGUCCUUGAGUUUUCUUCAACUUGGAAUGUAGUGGCCUGGGAAGUGUUUUUUGAUGCUUUUUGGUUGUCCAAGACAAAAUAUAAAUCAUAGCAUAGAGAAUUUAAAAGUUAUUUAUGUAAAGUGUUCAAUGUUUUACGCAAUAAGUAACUAUCAAUCCUUGAAAAUCUAAUGUGGCCCUUGAAAAGUCCUUGAAAAGUCCUUGAAAAAUGGUUGCAAUUUUUUGUUUGAACCCUGGGGAGACCAUGGGGUCAAACUGCAACGUAAAGGUCUUUAAAUGUGGCUGGUGAGGUCUUCCUGUCUGCCUUGUUUAAAACUCUGCCUCAAAAAGGCAAGAACAAGAACUCAUGACUUUCUUCAAAAAGAGUUGGGUAUACACUGGUCACAGUCAGUCAUGGUCUGAUAUGUACAUUGUACCAUCAUUGGUGUAAGUGAGGUGAGGUGAGAUCAUAAUAUGAACUGAAGCAGCAGCACAGUGUGCCUGUAUAUCCUGAAUUGGGAUUUCACCUUUCUGGACCCCCAAUGGUUACAACAGAGAAAACAACCUACCAUUGUUUUACUGAUCUCCCUGUUUCUACUUUACUUCUUUCUGUACUUCUUUCUUUCUAUGUACAUGACUACAUGCAAGCCAUAAAGAGCUCAAGUAAUCUAUAAUUUCUGUUUAAUUGACUUACAUUUUAUGUCUUUGUUUGUCUUAGAAAUCUUGCGAUAGGAAUAGGAAUUCAGAAUUUUCCAGAAGGAUUAGCUGUUAGUCUUCCUCUCCGAGGAGCAGGAUUUUCAUCAUGGAAGAGUUUUUGGUGUGUUUUGAUUUAAUUGCCAGUAAAAAUAAUAUGAUAUUUUUUGCAAAUUGUAUGCUUGGUUAUUUUUUCGCAUUCAUGAUUUAUUUUUCUGACAAAUUAGUAAUUUUAGUGUAAAGAUAUAUUUUAAAAGAAUAACGUGUCUUCUUUGCAGCCAUUUUGGAAGCCAUAAUCUAGUUUUUUUUCUGUCUUUUGAAUCCUAGGUAUGGUCAACUAAGUGGAAUGGUAGAACCGAUAGCUGGUCUGUUUGGCGCUGCCGCAGUAGUGGUAAGAUCUGCCUGUAUAUCAUUGUUUAUAAUAUUAAUAUUAUAACAUAAGUAUGGGUACACUCAGCCUAAAGGAGCAAGUGUUUGAAAAUGCCGCAUUCAGAAAGCUUCCCUUCAUGUCACGUGUCAAGAAAAGGGAAUUUCAGAGUGGACUACAAAUACGAGUUUUGAAACCAAGUUUAUGUGCUGCAAAGAAAUUAAAACAAAAAUUUUGCAUAGUUCUUAGCAAUUUUACCCCAGAGUUCGUCUACAUUUGACAAAGUAAGCGUGUUGGAAUAGUUGCCAUAAAAAAUGAAAGAACGCAGAUUCACUUCCUUUAAGCGACGUUUUCACCGCAACUGCCGCCCUCGCCUUCGCUCUCGCCCUCGCCGUUGUAGUACCUUGAGUAACUCCCUAUUGUGAAAGCAAAUUUGCCCUAAUGUGUCUGGUGUCUGCUUUAAGUGCUGUACAGCAACAAGAAAGAAUGGGUACACAACUGGCUGAAAAUUCAAACUGUUAUGCUCUUCUUAUUCGAUCACGCCCGUACUCAUAAUCAAAACUAAUGGUCCCUAAUGUCGUACCGGCAACCGAGAUCAGAGUUUACACCAGUUAGUGGACUGAUCGCCAGUUUAAGUCACGGUUCCGUAUCGAAGUACUUUCAGUCACAAGGCUUUAAACCCUAUAGAUCCAUCAGAAGUCCAUUCCGCUGACAAUCAACAAUCUGAAAGACUGUUUCCUUUUUGUUGGUGUUGUUUCGUUUCGUUUUGUUUUCUGUUUGUUUGUAUGUUUGUUUGUUUUAUCAUCGUCUGGUUUAAGGUUUCCAUUCAUCCUGAGCUUGCAUAUUUCUCUGUUUUCGAAGCUAUUAAAAUGAGCACCAAGCAACUGAGGUUAACUAUGAGACGCUGCCGUACAUGUUUAUCAUUUCUUCUUUCUUGGUUUUCUUUGCAGAUUGCCGAGCCUGUAUUGCCGUAUGCUUUAGCAUUUGCAGCUGGUGCGAUGGUAUAUGUGGUAGUUGAUGAUAUUAUACCGGAAGCACAAACAAGGUAAAAAGCUAUAAAAUCCUAUCAACAAACCCUUAGUUAUUUAAUGGCACAACGGUUUACGAGCCCGUAUAUAUUUUGCAUGUGAAUGAUGUGAUGUUACUAUGACUAUGACAUUGUGCUCUCAGAUUGUGUGUGUGUGUUCUGCCCACAGGCAUUCCUUCAUUCAUUCAUUCAUUCAUUUAUUUUUGCCAUUAACCACAAAUACAACAACAGUAUACAGAAAUUUAUAAUAUAUUUAAGAUAAUAUACACUAUUCUAACUAAAUUAUUUACUAAAUCAAAUGUUUAAAGUGGUAAUGGCAAGGAAGCUUAUAUAGAAGCCGUGGGCCUAUAAACUAUAGGCUUCCUGGAACUAUAGGUUAAACCAUACAAGCUAAGGGUUCUGAAUGAAAAUUUGGAUUAUUUUUUUUGAAAAGAAAGAAAAGGAAAAAGAAAAAAGAAAAAGAAAAGGUGUGUAGCUCAAAAAGAGUAUAUUGUGACUAAGAAAGAAGGGAUUUUUUCUGUCUUUUGCCAAACAAACUGAUGCUUUCACUGUUUUGAAUUUCACGACUUAGCGAGUUGAAAAACCGAGGACCUUGAAACCGAAUUGAGAAUUUUCGAAAAUUAGUUCGACAAUGAGGUAUAUAGAAAAGGCUGGAAUGUCUUGUAUUAUGAGAAUGUAUCUGGCUUGCAAGAGUAAACGUAUCACGAAAAUAAUUAGGAAGUAAGCCUCUUUUAAAAAGAUACAUAAAUUUACCUAUUCCCGACCUAAGGCGCGCCCCUUGACCGCUACGUAAGGGCCGCCAUCCUUCACUCUAUACAGCAUUCCCGCUGGAGGUCUUUCAGGUGGCCUGUCCGCCUCAGACUGCGCCAGUUUAAAAGACGCUACAACCAUAGGUAGCGUUAGCCUUGGGUAACCUGCUACGACAACAGUUUCCUUUGUUUAUAUACAUGUAAAAGUGAGAUCUUAAUUCUCAAGGCCUUUUUCAUUGCAGGAGUGUGUAUUGAUAUGAUAUUAAUUGAUAUGAAGACACCUUUUAGUGUGUUAAACCGACAGAAAAUAGCGUAAUGAAGUCCCUUUAAGAGUUUCUGUUAAUGCACAGAGGGUCAUUAAAUUCUUCUUUACAUUCGAUGUACCUACAUUUACAUCCAUUGACCUCGUAGCAUACUGCGAAAUAGGUACAAGCUUUUGAUGUCUUUUUCUCUUUGCAGUGGAAACGGUCGCUUGGCUUCCUGCUUCACAAUCGUUGGUUUCGUUGUGAUGAUGUCCUUAGACGUGGGACUUGGAUGAAGUGGUGUUCUCUCUCAGUUGAAGCGAUAGAUUAUUCUCUCGGUUUAAGCUGUUCGAUGUUUUUAUAGCUAGGGUUUCAGAAUUGCAUAUAUUUAUAGAAAAGUGUACUUCUCGGGAAUUAUUGUUAGGAGAACAGUUUUAAGUUUAGUACCUUAGAUUUCAGUAAUAGGUGAAAAAGUAAAUAACUAAAUUGCGAAUUACUCUUCUAGAAAAUGUACGUGAGAAAGUCCCCCGAGGUCUAGAAACAUAUUAAUAGUAGUUUCUUAGUAGUUUCUUAGGGUAAUGGUAAUGGUUGACUAUUGUUUACGGUACAAUAGCGAAUACGAUUCUUCUCUGAACUCAUCCUUUUUUCUCUUGUAACAAAAUUCAUUCUGUAGCGAGCGGAGCACGGGAAAAGUCCAUCUCUCUUCUAGAAUGAAUAAGAAGUUACUUGUAUAGCCUGCGUUGCAGCCGGCCCACGCCGGCACUCGUACUUGUAGUGUAAUGUUUAUUUUGAGUUAUCUAUUGAUAUGUGUUCUGGCAAAACCUUACAAACGUUAGCCUGCGAAGAGCAGACGCAUUUCCGGUCGUCUCUUCCCUCCGAGGAACUCCGAGGUAGGGAAGCUACGACCGGAAAUGCGUCUGCUGUUCGCAGGCUAUCUUCACAGGAAUGAGAAAAAGGUGUAUUGCAUUUUUGUUCGCGUUAAUAUUUACUUAGGUUUGGGGAAUUCUCAUUUACACUUUUUAAAAUAAAGUUAUAGCACGGAAAUGCUGAAAUGCGUUUGUACCAACACCUUGAUACCUAAGAAAUACUGACGUUUUUUCCCGAAAUUUCCCUGACUUCUCAAAUCCAUGACCAACUCAAAGCUCCUAUGCUCUUUUUGUAAAACCCCCAGUCCUCUGUAGAGAUGUCGGACUGAACGGCU
This is a messenger RNA of Porites evermanni, 7670 nucleotides long. NCBI's taxonomy places the organism in Eukaryota, Metazoa, Cnidaria, Anthozoa, Scleractinia, Poritidae. The record is from the annotation of a GenBank genome assembly.